Rhea pennata is the source of this 1360-nucleotide messenger RNA. Its product is annotated as fumarylacetoacetate hydrolase domain-containing protein 2A-like. The record is from RefSeq and is a predicted model, not a curated record. Lineage: Eukaryota; Metazoa; Chordata; Aves; Rheiformes; Rheidae. Gene Ontology annotation, molecular function: catalytic activity. Bases 462 to 1295 code for a protein of 277 amino acids. The transcript has 6 exons.
UCGGGCGGUGCAGGAUUGCGGGGCUCCCCGAGAAUGCGGUGGAUGGGAGAUCCCGCAGGAUCAGGGCUCUGCGGCAUGAGGGGAUCCCCUGGGAUCAGGGGGGUCCCCCAGGAUCAGGGCUCUGCUGGAUUAGAGGAUCCCCUGGGACUGGGGAGAAGCCCUAGGAUCAGGGGGAUCCCCCGGGAUCUAGGUUGUGAGGGAUUGGGCUGUUCCUUGGGAUCAGGGAAGGAAGGGGGGGAUCCCCCAGGAUCAGGGCUCUGCGGGAUGAGGGGAUCCCCUGGGAUCGAGAGGGCAGGAGCCCACAGGAUGAGGUCUGAGGGGGAUUGGGGAAGGGGGGUUCCCCCAGGAUUGGGGGGGAGGUCAUCUCCCAGGAUCAGGGAAGAUCCCCAUGGGAUCUAGCGCCGGAAUCCGCUCGGCCGCAGGAUCCGCUCGCCCUUUUCCUCCCCCCCCCGGCAGCCCAGAUGCAGGCGCUGGCCCACGGCUCCCGCGCCAUGCGGCUGGUGCAGUUCCGGCUGGCGGCGGGAGGUGAGCCCCGGCUGGGGCUGCAGGACGAGGAAGAGAGCGGCAGCGUGGUGGACCUGAGCGCCUGCAAGCCGGCGCUGCCCCGCACCACGCGCGCCUUCCUGGAGACGGGAGAUGCCGGCAUGGCCGCGGCCCACAGCCCGGACAAGGUGAUCUGUGUGGGGCUGAACUACCGGGAUCACUGCUUGGAGCAGGAUGUCAAGAUCCCCAAGGAGCCCAUCAUCUUCAGCAAGUUCCCCAGCGCCAUGGCCGGCCCCUUCGACGAUAUCGUGCACCCAGCUGAGAGCGGCGAGGUCGACUGGGAGGUAGAGCUGGCCUUCGUCAUCGGGAAGAAGGGCAAGCACAUCACCGAGGCAGCGGCGCUGGAGCACGUCGCUGGCUUCACCGUCGCCAACGACGUCAGCGCCCGGGACUGGCAGAUGAGGAGGAACGGGCGGCAGUGGCUGCUGGGGAAAACCUUCGACACCUUCUGUCCCCUGGGCCCGGCCCUGGUCACCAAGGAGGCGGUGGCAGACGUCGACAACCUGGACAUCCGCUGCAGCGUCAACGGGCAACUGAUGCAGAGCGGCAACACGAGUCAGCUCAUCUUCAAAGUGCCGCAGCUCGUCGCCUGGGUCUCGCGCUUCGUCACGCUGCUCCCCGGCGACGUCUUCCUCACGGGCACGCCCCCCGGCGUGGGGGUUUUCCGGAAACCCCCCGUGUUUCUCAAGCCAGGGGAUGUGGUGCAGUGCGACAUCGAGGGGCUGGGUACCAUCCGCAACAAGGUGGUGUGAGGACAGCACCGCGCGGCACCCGCCUUUCCAACACCUUCAAUAAAACCACGAGCUGCAUCGCGCUA